This is a messenger RNA of Peromyscus leucopus (white-footed mouse), 4096 nucleotides long. RefSeq names its product rho GTPase-activating protein SYDE2-like. Gene Ontology annotation, biological process: signal transduction. Lineage: Eukaryota; Metazoa; Chordata; Mammalia; Rodentia; Cricetidae. The record is from RefSeq and is a predicted model, not a curated record.
CUGCUGAUCCAGGCCAUGCACGACCUGCCCCCUGACUCGGGCACGCGGCGGGGCGGACCCGCGGGAGCCCGGGCUCGGGGCCAGCAGCCACCUCUCCCCCACGGCGCAGCCGUGCGCCGAGCCUGCAGCCCCCGAGGCGGCGACCGCCCUUCGCAGCAGGUGUCCCCGCCCCGGUCGCCUCCGAAGGAGUCGGGGGUUGGACGGCCGCCGAGUCCUCGGGUGAGGCUGUCCAGUUGCAGGAGUCUCGAGAGCCUCCGCGUCAGCCCCCAGCCGCCUCUGCUCCAGCGGUGGGCGAGCGACAGCUGGAUCCCGUGCGGUGCGCACAGGGACAGGGACGAGCUCCCGCCACGUGGAGGUGGGAUGGACGGCUGGAGCCGGGGCAGCCACUCGGCUGCUGCCUCCGCCGCCCUCCUGCCUUCCAUCUGCCAGGACCCGAGCCGGUCCUCGGUGCGUCCCUAUAGGGAUCUUGCGGUGACCUCUGGGGUAUCCAGCAGCCAAGAGGAUCGUCCCGAGGGGCCUCCCCUCCUCAAGCCACCCGCGGUGACAGUCAAGAAGCUGCAGAGGUGGAUGUACAAAGGACGCUUGCUGUCCCUGGGGAUGAAGGGUCGUGCUCGUGGGACAGCACCCAAAGUUCCCGGAGCUCAGGCAACCUCUCCAAAUUUGGGCAGUUGGAAAGUGCAUGAAAACCACGUCCUCUCGAUGACCGCGGACCAAAGACUCACACUGACAGCAGACUUAUUUGAAAAUGUCUAUGGCUCUCCCUCGAAGAGAAGAGAACCUGAAGACGUAAAGGAUAAUGCGGAGCUUAGAGGUCACCAGCCGCUUAACCACAUCACUGUUUCAAAGAAACGCAAUUGGCUGUAUCAGAGCACCCUGAGAUCUCAGAGUCUGGAAGAGAGUAAGCGAUGUCAAGACAGAAGGAAUUUCUGCCUCUCCCCCGUGUCUCCCCCCAAAUGUGGGUCAUCGCAGCCUUUCCGUAAGUCCCCCCAGGACCGCUGCACACAUGGGACCUGUGACGCUGCCAGCUCUCCAGUGUCGGGAACCUGCUCGUUAGACUUCAGCGAGGAUAACGAUGCUGAUGACGAAGGAGAAAUAUGGUACAACCCCAUCCCCGAGGAAGACGAGCUGGGCAUAGCAAGUGUCUUGAGUCUUGAGGAGGCGAAUGCUGCCACAGUGAAGCUCUCUGCUCUCAGUGUGAACAUGUUGUCUGCUAGAGACCUGAGGAAGGCUGAGCCUCCUGGUGAAGAGUUGCCGUGUCCUGCCCAUUACCACACAGGUGAUGUCCAGACCACACACUCAAAUGGAAUUCAUCCUGUCGAUUCCGUCCAUUCUGCAGGAGGUAGGCAGCAGUUCAGGCCACGGUCACGACUCAGGACACAGGACGGCGUGAUGGCAGAGGACAGCCCGGUGUUGAGAUCUGCUUUUACAGGCCCUGGGAUCUUAGUUCCUACCAAUAGGACUGAAAUGAGAACUUUGGCGCCAUCUUCUCCAAGCCCCAGCCCUGUGAAGAAAGGCGGUUCCAUGACUUGGUCUUUGCCGGAUAAAAUAAAAUCUCCACGCACCGUGAGGAAACUUUCCAUGAAAAUGAAGAGGUUGCCAGAAUUCAGCCGGAAGCUGGGUGCCAGGGGAGCCUCGCACUACAUAAGCAGUCCGGAUGGUGCCCCUUCGUUGUCCAAAUGUAACUGUCGCCAGCUGCCUCAUAGCGUUUCCCUGUCCUCUGGGAACCCAACCAGGAAUGUGAUAAGCCGGUACCAUCUCGAUACCACCGUCUCGUCUCAGCAGAGCUACCAGAAGAAAGCCACUGGGAGCUCCAAGUAUGCCUGCAAGGGCGGUUACCUCAGUGACGGAGACUCGCCUGAACUCAGAACCAAAUCUAGCAAGCACGCGUCCGAGCACAGACUUGGAAAAGGGAGAGAAAGCACUGCAAGCAGUUGUAGCAAGAAUGAAAUAGAUAUAGACGCCUUUAGACAUUACAGCUUUGCUGACCAGCCCAAGUGCUCCCAGUACAUAUCGGGGCUCAUGAGUGUGCACUUGUACGGCGCAGAGGGCUUAAAGCCACCCCGGCUAGAUUCAAAAGAUGUCUUUUGUGCAAUUCAGGUAGACUCGGUCAACAAAGCCAGGACAGCUUUGCUCACCUGUCGGACGACGUUUUUAGACAUGGACCACACUUUCAACAUAGAGAUCGAAAAUGCGCAGCAUUUGAAACUGGUGGUGUUCAGCUGGGAGCCCACCCCAAGGUGAAACCGAGUGUGCUGUCAUGGUACAGUUGUCCUGCCCUCUUUAUUCAGGGUGACAAAGACCCAUCACCUGGCUGUCAAACUGGAACCCAGAGGCCUUAUUUAUGCCAAGGUGACCCUCAUGGAACAGUGGGAGAAUUCUCUGCACGGCCUGGAUAAAAACCGAGAAUCAGUCAUGUUUGGUGUUGACAUUCAGAAAGUUGUGGAGAAAGAAAAUGUGGGCUCCAUGGUGCCGCUGUUGAUACAGAAAUGUAUCGUGGAAAUUGAAAGGCGGGGUUGUCAGGUUGUAGGCCUGUACCGAUUGUGUGGUUCGGCAGCGGUCAAGAAAGAGCUUCGGGAGGCUUUUGAGAAGGAUAGCAAAGCUGUCGGUCUGUGUGAAAGCCAGUACCCAGAUAUCAAUGUGAUAACAGGUGUUCUCAAGGACUAUCUAAGAGAGCUUCCUUCUCCACUGAUAACAAAGCAGCUGUAUGAGGCCGUGUUAGAUGCAAUGGUGAAAAGUCCCUUGAAAAUGUCGUCAAAUGGUUGUGAGAACGAGUCCAGUGACUCCCAGUUCGCUGUUGGCCUACUGAAUUGCUUGCCGGACGUUGAGAAGGCAACCCUAAAGAUGUUGUUGGAUCAUCUGAAAUUAGUAGCUUCGUACCAUGAAGUGAAUAAGAUGACUUGCCAGAAUUUGGCUGUGUGCUUUGGACCAGUGUUGCUUAACCAGAGGCAAGAGACUUCGACCCACAACAACAGAGUCUUCACCGAUUCUGAAGAGCUCGCAAGUGCUUUGGAUUUUAAAAAACACAUUGAAGUUCUUCAUUACCUGCUCCAGCUCUGGCCAGUGCAACGUUUAACUGUCAAAGAACCCACAGACAGCCUGUGCCUGGAGCAGUCAUCUCUGAAUUAUCUGAGGCGAAAGAAAGAGCGACCGUGUGUAUUGAAUCUGAACAGUACGGAUUCCUCGGGGGUGCUGAGGCCAAGGCCGGCCAGGUUAGAGAGUCCACUCCGCAAUCGCUAUGCAGGAGACUGGAGCAGCUGUGGGGAAAACUAUUUUUCAAAUGUGAAAGACAGUUUCAAAGAUUUGGAUUAUGAUGAUGUUCCCUUAGAAGAUGGAGAAAAUAGAGAUUAUUGCAAAGUGGAUGGAGCAGAAGUCAUGAUUGGGCAGCAAAUCCCCAUGUCUGCAGCAUGCACAUUUCAGACGUACUUGACAAUGGAGACGAUUGAGUCCGCGGUGAAUCAGAAAGCUAACCUCAGAGAUCUGCAAGAAAGUAUCGAUACUUUGAUUGGCAAUCUGGAACGGGAGCUCAGCAAGAACAAGCUGAAUAUGAGUGUUUGAGAUUGGGGGCGGGGGUGGCUAAUUUGUGAUGAUGUCAUCAAGUUUCAGGUCAAGCCUCUCCAUUUCCUUUCUUAUUCCUCUCAUGACUUUUUUUUUUUUUAAAUGUUUAAACCUUAAGUUAAUUCCUAAUAAGUUCAUGUGAUUCAAUUAUAAACACUCUUCAUUAAUAGGAUUAUUUUAGUUAAGAACUGUUAGGGGGCAUAAAGGUAACUGGGACUUUGGGGGACAUUUUAAUAAACCUUGCUGGUUGCAUGGAGGAAACUUGGAGGUGUUUCUAAGGAUCAGGGAUGUUAUUUCCCCUCGAGUCUUGGGUGCAUUGUAAGAACUGCUCUUCUGUGGUGGGGACAGAUGUCCCUGCAGAGGACCCUGCCGCUCGCCAGGCUGAUUUGCAGUCAGAGUCCUUGUGCAAUGUCAUUUGGUCACAUUUCAUUUGCAAUACGAAUGCUGCUAUAAGAAAACUUUUUAUAAAUGUAAAAUUAUACAGAUAGUGAUGUAUUUUGUAUUAACAUUCAGUAAUUAUUUAAGCUUAUGAAAAUUAAAU